CAACAACGUCCUGCUGGAGGGCAGGAAACCCGGACGGGCUGCGUGGCUCCCUGCCAGACCUUCCCUACAGCCUUGCAGGGGAGAGACGGCUCCAGGCCCGAGCAGGACAGUAAACAGCCAUAAACUUCAGGAGUAAAAUACAGGGGGAGAUAUAUACGCACUCAUAUAUUUACUGCACAGGGGAAAGUCCAGUUCAUCCUCUCUCUGCAGCCAUGGACCUCAGCGGAGCAACCACCCCAGCGUUGCUGCUGCUGUGCCUUUCCUGCCUGGUUUUGUACCUGAAUGGGAAAAGCGGGAGCAGGAAAAGUGGGAAGAUGCCCCCCGGCCCAGCCCCGCUGCCUUUCGUAGGCAACCUCUUCCAGUUAGACCCCAAAGAAAUGCACCGAUCUCUGGAAAAGGUAAGAGACAGCCUCUCUCUCUCUUUAUUUCCUCUUUAUUUCCAGGGGUAACUUAAAUGGUUGAGUUUUGUGCUUGAGCAAAACGCCAGACCUGUCAUCAUUCACGGCCAAGCCAGCGACCACAAACACCUGUGAAACCGGUUUAGCCGCCAGAGCUUCCCCCAUAGAGCCCAGGGCCUCUUGCAGGGGGUCACUCAGACUCUGCAAAACAGCCAGAGUACAAUUCGAGACAUGGAUUUUAUUCGGAGCCAGCAGUUGUGAAGUCAUGAAGACUGGGACACUCAACGUGGGAGGACUGCCUCCUGCUUUCCGUAACCACAGCCAGGCCGCUGCUCAAACUGGGGGAGAGGAGAUAGGAGAGAGCCAUCUUCAAAUAUCUGAAGGGCAGUCCUGUGGAAGGCGGGACAAGCUCAUUUUCUCCUGAUCUGGAGGGUAAGAUUCGAACCAGUGGCUUCAAGUUACAAGAAAGUAGAUUCUGACUAAAGUAAGAGCUGUUCAACCGUGGAAUGGACUCCCUUGGGAUGGGGUGGACUCUCCUUCCUUGAGGGGUCUUUAUUUAUUUAUUUUUCAAAAAAAAAUAUUGAUUUUCCAAUAAUUUUUUAAACAAACAAACAGAUAGACAAACAAACAUAAAUCAUAACCUUAUUUAAACCAACCUUAGUAACAUUGUUAAGUGACUUCCUCAUAUCCCCCUGGUUGAAUUUCAGUGUAUAUUUUUUUUAACGGUUUUCCAAAACCAAUAUUCUCCUAAAAUUAACUUAAUCACUUAACCUCUUUCUUUCUUUCUUUCUUUCCAAUUCUGCAUUUAAACAUAUUAAUUCAUCACAUUACAUAUUUAAAUCCUAAGCCUAUCUGAUAUUUGCAAGCUUUCCAAUUUAAAUUAUCUUAGCAUAUUUAGCUAAAAAGUUUUUAAAUUUCCUCCAUUCCUCCUGAUAGUCCUCCUCCUUCUGGUCACGGACUCUUCCAGUCAGAUCGGCUAGCUCCGAAAAGUCCAUCAUCUUCAUCUGCCAAUCUUCCACUGUUGGUAUUUCUUGUGUUCCUUGGAGGGCCUUUAGUAUAGGUUGAAGGGUCCCCUGUCAGGAAUGCUUUAGCUGAUAUUCCUGCAUUUCAGGGGGUUGGGCUAGAUAACCCUUGGGGUCCCUCCCAACUCUACAAUGCUAUGAUUCUUUGAUUCUGCAUGCACCCCAUUCAGUAACUACAGCCAAGCCAUGGUUCAAAAUACCAGGGGCAAGCAGAGAUGGCCCAUCUUCCCCCCCCCCAUAAUUUUUACUGAGUUUCAUACAAAUAUAACACAUACUGUAAAACAAGUAAAACAAAAAUAAAAGAACAAAUAGAGCAAAUAAAACGAAUAAAAACAGAAAAUAUAACAACAAACACAUAAACAACACAAAUUAGUUAAUUAAUUAAACUUCCAACCUCAUAAACAUAUUGCUUGACUUCCUCUAGUCCCUCCCAUCUGAAUUUCCUUGUAUCUGAAUGUAACAGUUUUCUUUCCAAUAUCAUUAUUCAAAGACAAUAUUCCAAUUAUAAUCAGAUUUCUUAACAUUCUAAAUCUCAUUUAUUUAACUAACUCCUAAUUUAAUCCUAGGCCUGUUUGGUACUUUGAGGUAACCCCUAAUUUUUAAUAUUACAAUAUUUAUUCAAAUAGUCUUUAAAUUUCUUCCAAUCUUCUUGAUAUUCCUCUUCUUUCUGGUCGCGGAUUCUUCCAUUAAGGUCAGCUGGCUCCAUAAAGUCCAUCAUCUUCAUCUGCCAUUCUUCCACAGUUGACAGAGGUCUUCCAAUUGUGGCAGAGGUGGCCCAUCUUGGCUACCAUUACCAGAAGGCGACAGGCCGGCAUAAUUUGUCUACAAUGGGGAAGGGGAGUCAAUUUGUCCCCCACCCACCUUUUCCCUCAUCAUUUGGAAAGUGAGUCAGCAUCUGGGAUUAGAUAAAAGAGGUUUGGGAAGCAUAAUCAAGCUGGGGAAAUCUUCAUUUUCAUGACUUAAACCCUGGCUAAACAGCUGACUAGCUGAUGCGUCCGGUCUGGGCAACUGUGAAACUGAUUUCCCAGUCGGACUUGACAGUCAGGGCAAUGGGGAGGCAGUGCCUGGCUGUGUGAACAGAGGUACCUGCGAAGCAGCCCCAUGGAGCCCUCCAAGUGCACCUCACAUCCCCUCUGACUUUGCAAGUUUCCCAUUCCAGCUGAUGGCUAUUGAUGGCUACUGGCCGGGAUAGCAUAGCCUCCAACAUAAGGUUACCAGAUUUUUUUCAAAGAAUUGGGGACACUUUUUUUUUUAAAAAAAGAGAAUAAUAAUAAUAAUAAUAAUAAUAAAUUAAUAAAUAAAUAAAUUAAUAAAUUUUAUUUAUACCCCGCCCUCCCCAGCCAGAGCUGGGAUCAGGGUGGCUAACACCAGUAAAAUUACAGUAAAAACAUAAUAGGGGGGGGAAACCCCAAUUUAAAAUACAGGUUAAAAUGCAAUUUAAAAUGCAGCCUCAUUUUAAAAGUAGCCCAUAGAUCAAAACCAUAAGGGGAGGGAAAUAUAAGGGUCAGACUGAGUCCAAGCCAAAGGCCAGGCGGAACAGCUCUGUCUUGCAGUCUCUGCGGAAAGAAAUCAGAUCCCUGAUCAGGGCCCUGGUCUCAAGAGACAGAGCGUUCCACCAGGCUGGAGCCAGUGUUGAAAAGGCCCUGCCCCUGAUUGAGGCUAAUCUGACUUCCUUAGGGCCCGGGACCUCUAGGGCGUUGCUAUUUAUGGACCUUAAGGUCCUCUGCGUGGCAUACCGGGAGAGGCAGUCCCAUAGGUACGUGGGUCUUAGGCCGCAUAGGGCUUUAAAGGUCAAAACCAGCAUCUUAAACCAGCAUCACCGGGAGCCAGUGCAGCUGGAAAAGCACAGGAUGAAUGAAUCCUUCGAAGACAGAGGUCCUGUGGCUGGGGCGGGACGAUAUGGGAUUGGGGGGGCAGCUCCCAUCUCUUGCGGGGGCACAAUUAGUGCCAGCACCGUCCAUUAAGAGUUUGAAUGUAAUCUUUGACACCUCCCUUUCCAUGGAGGCGCAGAUUGCAGCUGCAACAAAGGCGGCAUUUUUCCAUCUCCGCCAAGCUAAGCAGUUGGCUCCUUACCUCUCUCGCCCUGACCUAGCCACUGUGAUCCACGCGAUGGUCACCUCCAGACUGGGUUAUUGUAACUCGCUCUACGUGGGGCUGCCCUUGAGACUGACCCAGAAACUCCAGCGGGUGCAGAACACCGCAGCGGGACUCCUUACGGGGUCCUCGCUGCGAGAUCACAUUCACCCAGUGCUAUACCAGCUGCACUGGUUCCGGUGGAGUACAGGAUCAGGUUUAAGGUGCUGGUUUGAACCUUUAUAACCCUAUACGGCCUAGGACCCUCGUACCUACGGGACCGCCUCUCCUGGUAUGCCCCACAGAGAAACUUACGGUCUGCAAAUAAAAACAUCUUGAAGGUCCCAGGCCACAGAGAAGUUAGGCUGGCCUCAACUAGAGCCAGGGCUUUUUCGGCUGUGGCCCCGAUCUGGUGGAACGCUCUGUCACAAGAGACUAGGGCCCUGCGGGACUUGACAUCCUUCCGCAGGGCCUGCAAGACAGAGCUGUUCCACCAGGCCUUUGGCCAGGGCACAGCCUGACUCCCUCCCUCGGCAAUCUUCGCGGAGCUCUGGCCCAAUGGUUGCCAGUGGCUUGAAUUAAUUAAUUUUAUAAUGAAUGAUUUUAGAGUGUUGUUUGUGCUGUACUUUUGUACUGUUUUAUUGUUGUUAGCCGCCCUGAGCCCGGCUUCGGCUGGGGAGGGCGGGAUAUAAAUAAAAUUUAUUAUUAUUAUUAUUAUCCCGCGGCAAGGACCCUGUAAGGAGCCUUGCUGCGGCAAAAAAGUUAUUUUUUAAAAGUUGUUUUUUAAAAAAAUUAAGAGGUAAUAUCUUCUGUUCUGUGGUCUCCUCUGUUUUGCGGCCUUCCUCUGGGUCCCAGCCUGCUUUCUUGGAAUGCUAGCUGCCGUGGAGUAGGCUCGGGUCCGCCUGGGCUCAGCCACAUGUCCUUGCCAUCCCAGAGCUCUCUUACCUGUCCUCAGUGGCGGCAGUGGCAGUGGCGCAGCAAGGUCGAGGCUCCCCUCUUUUUUCUACUUCCUCUUUCUCUCUCUUCCUUCUCCUUGUCCUCUCCUCCUUCUCCCUGCAUCGGCUCUGGGGUUUUCCUGGCCCCAGAGUGCCACUGGGCAGUUGGCCGGGUGGCCGGGCGCUCUUGCUCCUGGCUUGAUUUGGGUUACGGGGGGGUCAGUGGUUCUCCCAGUUGAUGCGCUGGGUGUCCCCAGUUCCCCCUUGUCAGCAGCAGUCUCAUCAGCCCAUGCCAGCCUGGUAGCGCAGUUGGCUCUGGCAGGCUUCAGAAGCUGCCCGCUGCCAUGGCGCCCGCCAUUUUGCCUCACCGGAAGUCCCCAUAUCAUGUGUCUUGUGCCGUUGAACCAAUCACGCAACAUUCAUUCCCUACUAAUAAAUCUACAACACUUCAAAUAUACAUCCGGGGACAUUAAAUGAAAUCCGGGGACAUUCCGGGGACGGAUUUUGUCUGGGGACAGAUUUGUAAAUCCGGGGACUGUCCCUGGGAAACGGGGAUGUCUGGUAACCAUACUCCAACAUUUCUCUAAUGAAAGUAGGGACGUCCCAUUCCAUAAUGAUAAUCUCACUAUUUAUACCCCACACAUCUUACUGGGUUGCCCCAGCCACUCUGGGUGGCAUCACAACAACUUUCUAGUGCUGCCCAAACAGGGUGAAAUCUGGAAGAGAAGGGUGAGUCCGUUUAAUCCGAGAAGAGGUAUUACCUUGAGCAAUUAGGGUUGAGCAACAGAAGCUUCUGGGCCAAGAAAUGCGAUCUGGGCCUUUCGUUAAAGAUUAAUCCCAGGUGAGCCGGAGCUGUCAGUGUCCUUCUGUGGAGAUGGUAGGAGCAAUGAAAUUAAGAUCAAAGAACCUGAUAACUCGGAUUAUCGUUUUCGUACGUUAUGAUGGUGUGUGUUUUUUCUGUUAUUAAAGUGCAAACCGCCUUUUGAUCUUCAGAUGAAGGGUGGCAUAGGAAUUUAAUAAUGUCAUCCUUUGCAAUUCCCACCGUUGGUAUUUUGUUGCAUCGAAUUUCCCAUCGCAAUCAAGUAUCACAUCAUAGAAUCACAGAAUUGCAGAGUUGGAGUUGGGGGGGGGUCCCUUCCAGCUCUACAACUGGGGGCAGUGAUGUUUCUUUAUAUAUAUAAGUUUUUGUAUUUUACAUUUUAGACUAUUCAUUUCAACAACCUUCAAAUAUCAAUGACUUCCCCUCUUCUCCUUCCAUGGUUCAGUUUGCAUGCCAUAGAUCCCUGCAUAUUUUACAUAAACUUAGCCAUUCAAUAUUCCACUUUAACAUCCAUCAAAACUUAUUUACCCUGUUGUAUUUAUCUUCAUGCUGCCAAUGUUUUCAAAUGUACACAAUUUUCACCCAUUAAACACUUUUCAUUCUUCUUUAAACAAAUAUUCUUCUUGUUCUCUUAUUCUAUAAGUUAAGUCUGCCAGCUGCGUGCAUUCCAUCAGUUUAAGUUGCCAUUCUUCUCCUCACCCGUUUUCCAUUUUUGGGCUAACAAAACAUGAGCCGCAGUAGUAGCAUACAUAAGUAGCCUUUUUGACACCUGGGAAUUUCCAUCUGAAUUAUCCCCAACGAAAAGGACUCUGUGGGAAUGUGUUAAGGAAUACAUGAAAAAGGUCAGUGCUGGAGCUUAAAAAUUAAUAUGCAAAAGUUUAAAAGGUGCAAGGAGAUAGGAUAAUAAUAUAUUAAGGAUGGAAUAACAAAUAAAGUGAAUAAUGCAACAAUAACAAAAAUAAUAAUAGGUAAAGAAGAUUGCACACAGGUGGGGGGAAGUACUGGGCUGUGGGGGAGGAAGGUGAAGGGAUUAAUUGAAAUUGUUAAAGAUUGGUAUAGGAUUUAAGAGAUUUAAAUUUUUAUAAAGAUUCUAUAAGGAAAGCAGAAAGCAGCAUGAAAUAUCAAGUCAAGGUAUCGGAGAGGAGAUCAGUGUAAAUGAAAACAUGAGACUUAUGGUUUUGUUACAUAUGAUUUUAUUUUGGAAUUGUCUGUUUAUUUUGGAGUUGUUUGUUGUAAAGAAUGUAUAUUAUGAGAACAAAAUAAUAAAGGAUUUGGAGAGAGAGAAAAGGACUCUGGUCUUUUUGGAAAAGUACUUUUAAACAUUUUUCUCAUUUCAUUAUAAAUUAUUUCCCAAUACUCUUUUACCCUUUUACAAGUCCGCCACAUAUGAUAGAACGUACCUUCAGCCUCAUUGCAUCUCCAGCAUUUAUAUGAUUUAGUCUUAUACAUUUUAGCAAGUCUAAAGGUAAAGGUAAAGUGACCCCUGAGCAUUAGGUCCAGUCAUGGCCGACUCUGGGGUUGCGGCGCUCAUCUCGCUUUACUGGCCGAGGGAGCCGGCGUACAGCUUCCAGGUCAUGUGGCCAGCAUGACUAAGCCGCUUCUGGCGAACCAGAGCAGUGCACAGAAACGCCGUUUACCGUAUUUUUCACCCCAUAGGGCGCACCAGCCCAUAGGGCGCACCUAGUUUUUUGGGGGGGAAAUAAAGAAAAAAAAUUAUUUCCCCCCCAGGCGCGGGCCGCCAGAACAGGCUGCUAUCCACAACUUCGCGCAGCUCUCCCACGGCUUGCGGAGAGCUGCGCGAAGCCUGGAGAGUGAGAGGGGUCAGUGCACACCGACCCCUCUCGCUCUCCAGGCUUCAGCGAAAGCCUGCAUUCGCCCCAUAGGACGCACACACAUUUCCCCUUCAUUUUUGGAGGGGAAAAAGAGUGUCCUAUAGGGCGAAAAAUACGGUACCUUCCCGCCGGAGCGGUACCUAUUUAUCUACUUGCACUUUGACGUGCUUUCGAACUGCUAGGUUGGCAGGAGCAGGGAUCGAGCAACGGGAGCUCACCCCGUUUCGAACCGCCGACCUUCUGAUCGGCAAGUCCUAGGCUCAGUGGUAUAACCCACAGCGCCUGGGAGUUAAAUAACAUCUGUAAAUCAUUUUCAGGCAGCGAUGCUUCUGAACCCCAGUUGCUGGAAACUACAGGUAGAGAGAGGGGUCUGCCGCUCAAAUCCUGCUUGUGUAAUGGGCAUCCGGUUGGUCACUAUGAGAACAGGAUCCUGGACCCGGUGGGCCAUUGGCCUGAUCCAGGAGCCAGGCUCUUACGUUCCUAUGGUUCUGUGAUUCAACUCCUGUACCCUGUCCUUCCCUUUUGCAGCUCAGCGAGAGCUAUGGCCCCAUCUACACCAUCCACUUGGGGUCACUGCCUUGCGUGGUCCUCUGCGGAUACCAGGCAGUCAAGGAGGCCCUGGUGGACCAGGCGGAUGACUUCAGCGGCCGUGGUGACUUCCCAGUCUUCUAUCGCUUCACCAGGGGCAAUGGUAAGAAGACGGCCCCCACCCCAAAGGUCAGCUAGCAAAGGAGGCCAGAGGGGUAGACUUAAAGACAGCAACGAGAUAGAGUUAAAAGGGAUGUCUAGGACCAAGCUCAGCACAGGAUCUGCAAGAUAGGAUCUGGCCAUCCCAGUAUCUCCAAAAUAUCUCCCUCCACCCUCAGCUGAAAUAUCUCCAGGGAGGGUCAGCCCCGGACCUCUGCCACACCCCCACACCCCAGGAGACCUCUGUCUGGCUCUCAAACAACUCUUACCAGAAGGACGUGAAAGAGGAGUCAACUCCAGGGUGUUUAUCAAUGACUGGGGGACACCUGGCUUGUGGAAAGGAUCUCAGGGUCUUGGUGGACCACAAGCUAAACACGAGUCCCCAGUGUGAUGCAGCAACAACAAAAAAGCUACUGCUGUUCUAGGCUGCAUCAACAGAAGUCUAGUGUCCAUAUCAAGGGAAGUGAUAGUAUUGCUCUCUUCUGCCUUGGUCAGACCACACCUGGAAUGCUGUGUCCACUUUUGGACACUACAAUUUAAGGAGGAUUUUGACGAGCAGGAAGGUGUGCAGAGGAGGGCAACUGAGAUGGUCAAGGGUCUUGGGAAUGAAGCCUGAUGAGGAACGGUUGAGGGAGCUGGGUAGGAUUAGCCUGGAAAAGAGGAGACUGAGAGGAGAUAAGAUAGCCACCUUCAAAUAUCUUCAGGGCUGUCACAUGGAAGAGGGGGCAAGCUUGUUUUCUCCUGCUCUGGAGGGUAGGACUCGAACCCACGGCUUCAAGUUACAGGAAUGAAGAUUUUGACUAAACACCAGGGAAAACUUGGCUUCUCGUAGCGAGGGAACUACCAGAAGGCCCUUGGCGCUGGACCUCAGCUUCCUGGCAGAACGAUGGGGGUGGAGAUGCUCCUUCAGGUAUACUGGGCUGAGGCCUUCCAACACUACGAUUCUACUAUUCCAGAGGUUGCUGAACUACAUCUCCCAGCAACCCACACAGUCAAGGGGGAGAAGGGGAGUUGUAGUUCAUCAAUUAGCCACCCCUGGCUUUCAUGACCUCCCAAGCCACCUCCUCACCUUGACUUCCAGAGGGGCUGCCCCUCAGGAAGGUCUUGGGGUGUCCCCUUGGAGCGGAAGGGAGGAAAUCAGCUUUGGGCAGGGAGACCAAGCACCCAGCCCCCCCUCCAAGCUCCCCUCGACCCACAGCUCCCCAUGACUCCUACAGGCAUCGCCUUCUCCAACGGGGAGAAGUGGAAGGUCCUUCGCCGCUUCGCUCUGCAGACCCUGAAGAACUUUGGAAUGGGAACGAGCAGCAUUGAAGGCCGGAUCCAGGAGGAGGCCCAGUUCCUGGUCCAGGAGUUCAAGAAAACUGGUGGUGAGUCCUUGCUUGGUGGGCAGGAGAGGAUUUCAGAAGAGGAGGUGGCUACUAACCAGGACGGCUUUGCUCUGCCUCCUCCACGGUUGAAGAUAUGGAUGCCGGACUAGAUGGGCUCCCUUUGGCCUGAUCCAGCCACCAGGUUCUUCUGGUAUUCUUAGGAUCACUCUACGGCAAGGGAAGCUACACUUGCCUCCCCUUUCCCCAUUUUUCAGAGCAGUGAUUUGAGGUGCAGGCCAGUGUGGUGUAGUGGUUAGAGCGGUGGACUCGUAAUCUGGUGAACUGGGUUCGCGUCUCCGCUCCUCCACAUGCAGCUGCUGGGUGACCUUGGGCUAGUCUCACUUCACUGAAGUCUCUCAGCCUCACUCACCUCACAGAAUGUUUGUUGUGGGGGAGGAAGGGAAAGGAGAUUGUUAGCCGCUUUGAGACUCCUUCAGGUAGUGAUAAAGCGGGAUAUCAAAUCCAAUCUCUUCUUCUUCUUCUUCUUCUUCUUCUUCUUCUUCUUCUUCUUCUUCUUCUUCUCCUCACCUGGCAAUAGAUGCAGGAAGGGUGCAGGCAGGGCUAAGCCUAUUUUAGAUGCAGAGAGACCCCCCUCAAAGGGCAGGGCUGGUCCCAGGAUUGGUCACACCACAUGGCCCAGGGGUGCACUCAGGAGGUAGGGUGGAGCUGUGGGCGAGGACCUCUUUAUCUGCUCGCUUUGAGGUCCCCCAAGGAAGGAACCCCUCUGACCCCCUCAAGGUCUCCUCGUCCUCUUGGAAAUUAAAAAGCUAAUAAAAACAUUACAUAAUAAAAGAGCAGAAUCAUAUUUAUUAGGAAUUUUGAAUGGAGACAUCCCGAAUGACAAAAUUAAUAUUUUCUUGUACGCGACCACAGCAGCGAAAAUGUUGAUAGCCAAUAAUUGGAAAGGAAAUUAUGUUCCAACCAAAGAAUGGUUGAAUAAAUUAUGCAAAUACUUGGAAUUAGCAAAGUUGACCGAUUCGAUAAGACAAAAACCAAAAAAUAUAAUCCAGAAACAAUGGAAAUGUCUAAAUGAUUAUUUAUGUAGACAAGGAUUAAAGGUAAGGUAUUGGUUGUGUUUAGAAUAGAUUUAUGAAAGAUUUAGAAAACUUAUUGAUUAGAAUAUUUGUGUGAGAUUGUAUGGGGAAAAUACGGAAUAACAAAUAAAAUCUUGCUUAAAAUAUAUAUAGGAAGUGCAGUGUAAGUGAUGGAAGUCAAUAAAUGAAAUUUUAUUAUUAUUUUCAUAUUGAGAUAUUUGUAAAAUAAAUUUGGAAGAAAUUCUUCCAACUUUUCUUCUGCUUUUCUCUUUAUUUCUUCUUCUUUUUUCUUUUCUUCUUCUUUUCCCUUUUGUUCCUUUUUUCAUAUAUAUGUGCUUAUUUGAAAUACCAUAUAUUUUGCUCCAUAAGACGCACUUUUUUCUUCCUAAAAAGUAAGGGGAAAUGUCUGUGCCUCUUAUGGAGCGAAUGCGUGGUCCCUGGAACCGAAUUGCCAUGGGGCAAAAAGCAGAUCAUGGUUUUUUGGUGUGUGUUUUUUUGAAAGAGGGAAGUGGGUGUUGAAACAAAGCUGCUGAUCGUUUGCCAAUCAGGGAGAGAGAUAAGGGACGCUAGAGAUAAAGGAGGCUGCCUGGGAGGGGGCUGCAAUGGCGCAAAAAUGUGGUUACAAAGCACGUAUCCUCAGGAUCCUCAGGAUUUUUGCAUUGGGUCACCCCAAAUUCACCAUUAGAUCACAUGUCUGUGGCCACAGCAUGAACCACAAAAAUCAUACAUCCACUGUUUCGUUCAGAAUAUUUUUUUUUCUUGUUUCCCUCCUCUAAAAACUAGGUGUGUCUUAUGGUCAGGUGCGUUUUAUGGAGCGAAAAAUACGGUGUGUGUGUGUGUGUGUGUGUGUGUGUAUGUAUUCGCAAUAUUUUGCUUAUAUUUUGUAAAUAUAAGGACUCCUCUUCCUCUUCCUCUCUCCGCACAGGGGCUCCCUUCAACCCCAUCAACCCCGUUUGCCGAGCCGUCUCCAACGUCAUCUGCGCCGUGGUGUUUGGCCAGCGCUACGACUACCAAGACGCCAACUUCCUCACCCUCCUGGACCACUUCAAUGAGAACUUCAAGAUCAUGAGCUCCAUCUGGGGGGAGGUGAGGAGGGGCCUGGGAAGAGGGUGGGUCCCAGCAUCGGAGGAGACCCACUGGCUGCUCUCCACCCCUUUGGGGCUAAAACUCACAGAAACGUGGAGCUGGAAGGGACAACAAGAGUCAUCUAGUCCAACCCUCUGCAAGCCAGGAAAUCCAACUAGGGAAUAACCCCCACACUGAACAAAUUUGAAUCAGGUCAUUCAGGGUCUCUUUUCCCCACCUGACUCCAAAGGAAAAUUGAUGUUGGGUGAAAAUGACUGUCACUUCCAAGGUUCCAACAAAUUGCCUCUGUAAGAGUGAGGCAGCUCCCAUUGGGGUUAUUAUUAUUUACCUAUAUUUAUUUAUAACAUGAAAGGGACACGGGUGGCACUGUGGGUUAAACCACAGAGCUUAGGGCUUGCCGAUCAGAAGGUCGGCGGUUUGAAUCCCCACGACGGAGUGAGCUCCCGUUGCUCGGUCCCUGCUCCUGCCAACCUAGCAGUUCAAAAGCACGUCAAAGUGCAAGUAGAUAAAUAGGUACCACUCCAGCGGGAAGGUAAACGGCAUUUCCGUGCGCUUCUGUGGUUCGCCAGAAGCGGCUUAGUCAUGCUGGCCACAUGACCCGGAAGCUGUACGCCGGCUCCCUCGGCCAAUAAAGCGAAAUGAGCGCCACAACCCCAGAGUCGGCCACCUUUUUAUUUAUAAGAUGACACAGUAUGAUAACAAAUGUCACAUCAAAUAAAAGUAGGAUCAUAGAAUCAUAAAAUUGAGAGGCAGGGCAUAAAUAAUAAUAAUAACAAUAAUACAGUGGUACCUCGGGUUAAGUACUUAAUUCGUUCUGGAGGUCCGUUCUUAACCUGAAACUGUUCUUAACCUGAAGCACCACUUUAGCUAAUGGGGCCUCCUGCUGCCGCCGUGCUGCCGGAGCACGAUUUCUGGUCUCAUCCUGAAGCAAAGUUCUUAACCUGAAGCACUAUUUCUGGGUUAGCGGAGUGUGUAACCUGAAGCGUAUGUAACCUGAAGCGUAUGUAACCCAAGGUACCACUGUAAUAAUAAUAAUAAUAAUAAUAAUAAUAAUAAUAAUUUUAUUAUUAUUACCUCUCCUUCUCCCCAUUUCCCCAGCUCUACAACAUCUUCCCCAGCCUCAUGGACGUCCUGCCGGGGCCCCAUCACCAAAUCUUCCGCAACUUUGAGAAACUGCGUCAGUUUAUCGCAGAGCGCAUUCGGUGCCACCAAAAGGAUCUGGACCCUGACGCCCCGCGGGACUUCAUCGACUGCUUCCUCAUCCGCAUGGAGCAGGUACCUCCAAGGAGGGGGCUCCAGCUGCCCCCAGGACACCCACCCACCCCAGCACCCAAAGGCCUUCAGCCGCCACCAGCCAUCACCCCUGCUGUUCAAUUUGUUUGGGGUAAAACCCCUGCCCUGAGGUCUCCAGUAGGCUAUCAGCGCCUUGUCUACUAUUCAUUUAUUUGAUUCAUAAAAUUUAGGCACACCUUGUUUUGAAACAGGAACCAAGCAAGCUUCCAAGUGGUUUACAAAAAAAUUAAAAAAAUUGAAUUAUUACCGUAUUUUUCCAUCUAUAAGACGCCCCCAUGUAUAAGACCCGCCCCCCUAUUUUGGCAGACUCCAGUUUAAGAAAAUGGGGGGGAAUCUAUCUGUGUAUAAGAUGCCCCCAAAUUUUGGACAUUAUUUUUUAGGGGGAAAACCUAGCCUUAUACACGAGAAAAUACGUUAGUUUUAUAAAAUCAAUAGCAAUAGUUUAAGACAUUGUAAAAGUUAAAAUAGCAAUGGAUCGGAUUUCUAAACAUUUGGGUAAAAGGUAAAGGUAAAAGGGCCAUUAAGUCCAGUCGUGGCCGACUCUGGGGUUGCGGCACUCAUCUCGCUUUAUUGGCCGAGGGAGCCGGCGUACAGCUUCCAGGGUCAGGGUGGCCAGCAUGACUAAGCCGCUUCUGGCGAACCAGAGCAGCGCACAGAAAUGCCGUUUACCUUCCCGCCGGAGCGCUACCUAUUUAUCUACUUGCACUUUGACGUGCUUUCAAACUGCUAGGUUGGCAGGAGCAGGGAUCGAGCAAUGGGAGCUCACCCCGUUGCAGGGAUUCGAACCACCGACCUUCUGAUUGGCAAGUCCUAGGCUCUGUGGUUUAACCCACAGCGCCACCCGCGUCCCUCUAAACAUCUGGGUAAGGUUUGCCUAAACAAGCGCAGAGAAGGUGCCUGCCUGGUGUCAAUCGGCAGGGAGUUCCAAAGUUCAGGUGCUGCCACACUAAAAGACCGAUUUCUUGCAGCUGCAGAACAGGAGUUACGUGGCUCCCGUAGUCACGCCAGGUCCGCCAAUCAAAGUGGUCAAGUGGGCAUAUAGAAUCAGAGAACUGAAGAAUUGGAGGCGGCUGCAAUAUCACAAGGGAGGGGGGAGCCAAGCUUUCCCCCGCAGGAGAACACAAUCCGCAAUCCAUCCUUGCGCAUGCGGCCUCCCCUCUGCUCUCUUUCAGGAGAAGCAAGAUCCUCUGAGCUACUUCCACACGGAGACGCUGGUGAUGACCACCCACAACCUGUUUUUCGGGGGCACCGAAACCACCAGCACCACCCUGCGCUACAGCUUCCUCAUCCUCAUGAAGCACCCCGAAGUGGCAGGUGAGGGGAGGGAGCUGCAACCCCCACAUUGCGGGGGGUAGGGGGGGACUGGAUGACCAUUUUGGGCCCUCCCAACGCGCCAUGCUGCUGGGCUGCGUCUGGGCGGCGGCCACCUCGGAGGCAGGAACAGCAGGGAUGUGUGGAGGGGCCCGGGGCCCACCUUGACCUGCGGACCUCCUGCAUGGAGCUCCCCACUGUCCUCCCGGGGCUCUGGCGCUUCCUUCCGCUGCCGGCCCCCCUCUGCCGUCUCCCGGGCGGCGCGUCCCAGGGCUGGCUCCGGCGUGUCCCGUUGCAGGCGUGGCGGCUUUUUGGAGCGGCGCAUGUCGGCCGUUGGUCGUGGCGGCAACUCCCGUUGGCUUGUCAUGAUCACGUAGAAGUGCAACCUGGGAGGAAGGGAACAGUUGCCGUUGCAGCUGAUUGCCUAUCUCACUCACCAACAGGCCCACAGUGUGGCCUCUUGCAGAUAGACAGUAAUUGUACCGCUCUCCACUUCACGUGUCCAUUAAGUAUCUGGUCAACCCGUGGUCUAGACUGGUUCCCUGCAGCCCAAACUUAAGGUCCACCAAUGACAACAUUUUGGAGGUCCCAGGUCGCAAGGUGGUUUGAUUGGUCUCAACUAGGGCCAGGGCCUUUUCAGUACUGGCCCCGACUUGGUGGAACGCUCUGUCACAAGAGACUAGGGCCCUGCGGGACUUGACAUCUUUCCGCAGGGCCUGCAAGACAGAGCUGUUCCGCCUGGCCUUUGGUUUGGACUCAGGCUGACCCUUAUGUUUCCCUCCCCUUAUGGUCUUGAUUUAUUGGCUAUUUUUAAAAUGAGGCUGCAUUUUAAACUGCAUUUUAACCUGUGUUUUAAAUUGGUCCCCUAUUAUGUUUUUACUGUGAUUUUAUUGGUGUUAGCCGCCCUGAGCCCGGCUCUGGCUGGGGAGGGCGGGGUAUAAAUAAAAUUUAUUAUUAUUAUUAUUAUACAAUGCUUCAAAAGGAAAGCCGGCAGAAGGCAGGUGACAGGCGGCUGGGCACGCAGGACACCUGCUUGGCAUGCAGAAGGUCCUGACAGCUGCAGUACCUGGCAGCAUCUAAGAGGAGGGAGGGGGGACCAGGUGCCCUCCUAAUGUUGCAGGACUACAGUUCCCAGUGGGGUUAGCGGUCAGGGGCGAGGGGAGUUUCCCGCAUUGGUGUGAUUGUGAGUUCAAGCACUGGGUUCAAGAACCAUUGCCUCCUCCUCCUGUCCAUCUCCCUGCAGCUCGAGUCCACCAGGAGAUUGACCACGUGAUCGGGCCGGACCGCCCCCCCUGCCUGGAUGACCGCAAGCACAUGCCCUACACGGAGGCCGUCCUCUACGAGAUCCAGCGCUACAUCAGCAUCCUGCCCAUGGGGCUCCCUCGCGCCGUCACCCGCGACACCCCCUUCAGGGGCUUCCUGCUGCCCAAGGUCAGAAGAAGAAAAACCCCAGCGCAGUUUCCUUUACUGCAAAGAGGGUGCACCUGGGAGGCCCUCCUGGUGUUGCUGGAUCAUAGCUGUCAACCGUCCCUUAUUUGGCGGGAAAGUCCCUUAUCCCAGCGCCAUGUCCCGCUGCUGUCCCGGAUUGAUGAUGUCCCUUAAAUUUCCCGGGUUUCAAAGGAAGCAGCUCCUCUCCCUCCCUCCCUGCCGGCCAACUGUGUUGCUUGGCUGCGUUGCUCACCCAAUAAAGAGUCUAAGAACUAGGUGCGUCUUAUGGUCAGGUGUGUCUUAUGGAGCGAAAAAUACGGUAAUUUGGAUCUACCCUUUAUGAGGGAAACCUGGUCAGUAAAACCAAAACUUGCCCAUGACCUGACCUCCCAAAUGUUGAGACUGCUGUCUCUCCAGCGGCGCUCAGAAUUUCCCGUGUCUCUUUCCCUCUUCCUUCCGCAACCCUAACAACUCCCGUUCUCUCUCCCUGCCAAAUCUCACCGCAGGGCACCAACGUGAUUCCUCUCCUGAGCUCAGUGCACUAUGACCCAACACGGUUCAAGGACCCCACAGGCUUCAACCCAGCCAAUUUCCUGGAUGAAAACGGCGCUUUCAAAAGCAGCGACGCCUUCAUGCCUUUUGCCCCAGGUAGGGAAGCAGAAGAGGGAGGGAAGGCUGUUCAGAGGAGGUAUGGUACCCAGAAAGGUCCCGGGGUGGGUUGCAAAAAUUAAAACAAGUAGUUUGGAUCGAUACCGUUGCUUCCUUAAUCAGCUGUAAGACAAGGGAGGUGUCACGAUGCUCAAGAAAUAGAGCAGUCAGUUGGUCUGCUGUGUUUGUGUUACAUAAAUACAACAUCCAUAAAGUUGUUUUUUUUAGUUUUUUUUAAUAUUUAAAAUUUUUAUUGAGAUAAUUCAACGUUAAUACAUAUUACAGAUAUACAAACAAACAUACAUUUCAUACAAUCCUUAAACAUAUGCAAACAUACCCAUAUUUAAUCCCGCACAUACUUCCUUUUCCCACCACCGUCCCUCACACCACCCUGUGCUAGACUUCCAAUCUACUCAAUUGCAAUUUAUUUCCAUUUCUAUUACUUUCUUUCACACACUAUUAAACCAACUUACUUCUUUUUCCAAUCUUCUUCCACCGACUCUUCCCCCUGGUCUCGGAUUCUGCCAGUCAUUUCUGCCAAUUCCAUAUAGUCCAUCACCUUCAUCUGCCAUUCUUCCAAAGUGGGUAGAUCUUGUGUCUUCCAAUACUUUGCAAUGAGUAUUCUUGCUGCUGUUGUAGCAUACAUAAAAAAAGUUCUGUCCUUCUUUGGCACCAAUUGGCCGACAAUGCCCAGAAGAAAGGCCUUUGGUUUCUUCAAGAAGGUAUAUUUAUAUUUAAAUACCUUUUUCAGUUCAUUAUAUAUCAUUUCCCAGAAAGCCUUAAUCCUUGGGCACGUCCACCAAAGGUGAAAGAAUGUGCCUUCAGUUUCUUUACAUUUCCAGCAUUUAUUAUCGGGCAAAUGAUAGAUUUUUGCAAGCUUGACUGGGGUCAUGUACCACCUGUAUAUCAUUUUCAUAAUAUUCUCUCUUAGGGCAUUACAUGCCGUAAACUUCAUACCUGUGGUCCAUAACUGUUCCCAGUCAGCAAACAUAAUAUUAUGUCCAACAUCUUGUGCCCAUUUAAUCAUAGCAGAUUUCACCGUUUCAUCCUGAGUAUUCCAUUUCAACAGCAAGUUAUACAUCUUUGACAAAAUCUUAGUUUUGGGUUCUAACAGUUCUGUUUAUAGUUUUGAUUUUUCCACCUGGAAAUCGAUUUUCUUAUCCAAAUUAUAUGCCUCCAUUAUCUGAUAAUAAUGAAGCCAAUCUCUCACUUUAUUUUUCUGCAUAGUCCAUUAGUUUCAUCCUCCAUUCUUCCAUCGUCGGUAAUUCUUCUUGUUUCCAUUUUUGUGCCAAUAAUAUUCUUGCUGCCGUUGUUGCAUAUAAAAACAACUUACAUUCUUUUCUAUUUAUAUCGCUUCCCAGUAUUGUGCGGAUUCUAAACCCUGUUCUUUGCUCCUCGCCUGCAGGGAAGCGCAUUUGCCUGGGGGCCGGCCUGGCCCGGAUGGAGAUCUUCCUCUUCCUCACCACCAUCCUCCAGCACUUCAGUCUCCACCCCACGGUCCCCCCUGCGAAGAUCGACCUGACGCCCCAAUGCACCGGCCUGGGCAAUGUGCCCCGCCCCUUCGAAUUCAGGCUCCUCCCUCGCUAGCUGGAGGUGGGACACACACAUAGAUAGCUUCCUUCACCUGGCACAGUACCAGAGAGAGAUGCUCAGCACUGGCGCUGGACCCACAACCAGGCAUGGGGCUGCACUGACCCCCCAACAAACAGCUGGGUCGUCACGCAUCCCUAUUCUGCACCUUGUACAGGUGAAACUCGGAAAACUAGAAUAUCGUGGAAAAGUUCAUUUAUUUCAGUAAUUCAACUUAAAAGGUGAAACUAAUAUAUGAGCUGAUGACAUGGCUCCCCAAAUCUCUUUGACACCAGCUGAUGACAUGGCUCCUCUUUUUUGAUGAGAGCAGCUUUUGCAUCUCAUUUGGAAACCAAGGCCCCAGAGUCUGGAGGAAGAAUGGGGAGGCACACAAUGCCAGAUGCUUGAAGUCCAGUGUGAAAUUUCCACAGUCUGUGUUGAUUUGGGGAGCCAUGUCAUCAGCUGGUGUUGGUCCACUGUGCUUCUUUAAGUCCAGGGUCAACAUAGCCGUCUACCAGGAGAUUUUGGAGCACUUCAUGCUUCCUUCUGCAUAUGAGCUUUAUGGGGAUGCUGACUUCAUUUUCCAGCAGGACUUUGGCACCUGCCCACACUGCCAAAAGUACCAAAACCUGGUUCAAUGCCCAUGGGAUUACUGUGCUUGAUUGGCCAGCAAACUCGUCUGACUUGAACCCUGACCUGACCUGAACCCCAUAGAGAAUCUAUGGGGCAUUGCCAAGAGAAAGAUGAGAGACAUGAGACCAAGCAAUGCAGAAGAGCUGAAGGCUGCUAUUGAAGCAUCCUGGUCUUCCAUAACACCUCAGCAGUGCCACAGGCUGAUAGCAUCCAUGCCACGCCGCAUUGAGGCAGUAAUUGAUGCAAAAGGGGCCCAAACCAAGCACUGAGUACAUAUGCAUGCUUCUACUUCUCAGAGGUCCAAUACUGGUCUAUUUGCAAUCCUUGUUUUGCUGAUUUCAUUUAAUAGUCUAAUUUUCUGAGAUUGUUAAUUUGGGGUUGUCAUCGGUUGUACGCCAUGAUCAUCACAAUUAUAACAAAUAAAGGCUUGACAUAUCUCGCUUUGCAUGUCAUGAAUCUAUCUCAUAUAUUAGUUUCACCUUUUAAGUUGAAUUACUGAAAUAAAUGAACUUUUCCACGAUAUUCUAAUUUUCCAAGUUUCACCUGUACAUAUUAUUAACAUGUGUGCACAAUUCCUCUUUCUUUACAUAAUUUGCUCCACAUUUGUUCUGCCUUUCUAUCCUCAACCUUUUUGCAGUUUCCACAGGUGUCGCUCAGAUGCUUUAAAGCAGCCCAUUUCCAAAUAUUUUUGGGCCACCCGCACCCCGGCUCCGUAAACUCAUCCCCAGCGCCUCCUGCCCUAUUAAAAACACUGUUUGGACUAGCUGCUCUCAGCACGACCUGCCGAGAAAUAAAUUUCAAAGCAGUAACAACAAAUCGCACAUCUAUUCAAAAUCCAGUUGGAGGUACCAAGUUUCAUGAAUUCAGCCGCAUGAAUGAACUUGGAUCCAGGGAUACCAACUUAACUUAGGGCUGGCUUACGUCCGCAAUGUCCGGGACAUUUCCAGGAUUCUGCGUUUGGGCAGGAAUCGCUUUAAUGCCCGGGCUCUUUGGAAGAGUCAUCGACACGAGGAUUUGCUGCCACCUAGCGCUGAUGCAAUUAAUUGCACUCACUCAUGCACAAACCAAAAUAUUUAAUAAAAAAGUUGCUUCUUUCCCAUUAGGGGCACCUUUUUAAACGACUCAAAA
Messenger RNA from Podarcis lilfordi (Lilford's wall lizard), 19264 nucleotides. The record is from the annotation of a GenBank genome assembly. Lineage: Eukaryota; Metazoa; Chordata; Lepidosauria; Squamata; Lacertidae.